AUGCAAGCCAGUCAGAGCUGUUACGCCAAGCUUCCAACACUAUACUGUGCAUUCGUGGUUGAUGAAUGUUUUGAAAUACGGAAGAGUAUUGGCAAUGCUUGUUAUCCCAGUGAAAAAAGCUGUGAGAAUCCCGUAUAUGACACUUGUUCAUGGUAUGGUAAUUGUCUUGAGCAAAAGAAGAGUUGUGGUAAAAAUGGAUAUGCUGUAAAUUAUGGGCUCCGAUAUUGUCAAAAAUUUGCUCAAAAUUUAGCAGAAUUUUCAUUCGCUGGUAAGAAUUGGGUGAGUAAAACAAUGAACUGUCUCCAGCAAUCAUUGGUAGAAGCCUAUCAAGAUGAUACAGUUACAUGUGAUGAUAUUACGAAUGCUGCAUUUGAUUCUCAUGCAAAGUGUUAUGUGAACAGCGGUAUUUGUAGUUUGGUUUUACAAUCGGCUGAAAACGUGUUUCGUGAUAUGAAAGCAUUAGGAAGUGUUUAUGAUUUUAAAGAUUUUCUCAGUUGGAAAGCACUUAAACAAAUCGAUGAAACAGCAUCAGCCUGUACAGAACAAUCUCCAUAUUUAGUACUACUCAAAUUAAUUUUACAAUAA
This is a messenger RNA of Didymodactylos carnosus, 585 nucleotides long. Lineage: Eukaryota; Metazoa; Rotifera; Eurotatoria; Philodinida; Philodinidae. The record is from the annotation of a GenBank genome assembly.